Molecule: messenger RNA, 10686 nt
Organism: Drosophila takahashii
Lineage: Eukaryota; Metazoa; Arthropoda; Insecta; Diptera; Drosophilidae
Gene: nej
Product: nejire
Biological process (GO): positive regulation of transcription by RNA polymerase II
Cellular component (GO): transcription regulator complex; histone acetyltransferase complex
Molecular function (GO): histone acetyltransferase activity; transcription coactivator activity; protein binding
Source: RefSeq, a predicted model, not a curated record
AAAAAGUAGCAGCUCGAGCUCCUUUGACAAUCCCGACAGAAAAUCAGACUACGACUGAACUUCAACGUUGUCGGUUUAUAAAUCAGAACGGAGAAAAAAAGUUGUAGCAAAAAAAAAAAAAAGAACGAUUAAAAUUGUUAUAAUACGAAAGAAAAAACAAAACCAAAACUCGGAACAAACAAACAAAGAGAAAUCGAAGAAACCGGCAAACAACGCGGAGGAAAAACGGAACAACAACGCUUUUCCCUCCGCUUCAUUUUCCCCUGAAGGUUUUCCGUUUCGUCUUCGUUUUUUGGAUACGCUCGCGUCCACAACGACGGAAGCAUCCAACUAACUCUAUAUGAUGGCCGAUCACUUAGACGAACCGCCCCAGAAGCGGGUCAAAAUGGAUCCAACGGACAUCUCCUACUUUCUGGAGGAGAAUCUGCCCGAUGAGCUGGUGUCCUCGAACAGCGGCUGGUCGGAUCAGCUGACCGGCGGAGCUGGCGGCGGCAAUGGAGGCGGCGGCGCCUCCGGCGUGACCACAAAUUCCACAUCCGGACCAAAUCCCGCCGGCGGUGGACCCAAUAAACCACCAGCACCCGGAGGCCCAAACUCCGGACCCCAAGUGGGUGUCAAUGUGGGCGUCGUGGGCGUGGUGCCUUCCCAGAUGAACGGAGCCGGCGGCGGCGGCGGCGGCAACGGAUCCGGAACAGGCGGCGGCGACGACGGCAGUGGCAAUAACUCCGGUGGUGCCUCCAACAGGAUCAGUCAAAUGCAGCACCAGCAGCUGCAGCAUCUCCUCCAGCAGCAGCAGCAGCAACAGCAGCAGCAGGGACAAAAGGGAGCCAUGGUGGUGCCCGGAAUGCAGCAGCUGGGCAGCAAGUCGCCCAAUCUGCAGUCACCCAACCAGGGUGGCAUGCAGCAGGUGGUGGGCACCCAGAUGGGCAUGGUCAACUCGAUGCCCAUGUCGAUAUCGAAUAAUGGCAACAAUGGCAUGAACGCCAUACCAGGCAUGAACACCAUUGCCCAGGGCAAUCUGGGCAACAUGGUGCUGACCAAUAGCGUUGGCGGCGGCAUGGGCGGCAUGGUCAAUCAUCUAAAGCAGCAGCAGCCAGGUGUUUCGGUGCCUGGAGGUCCAGGAGCUGGUGGCGGACCAGCUGGCGGAGCUGUUGUGACCCCCAAUCAGGGCAUGCACAUGCAGAAUGGACCCAUGAUGGGCAGGAUGGUGGGGCAACAGCAUAUGCUACGCGGUCCGCAUCUCAUGGGCGCCGCCGGAGGAGCCGGUGGUCCGGGUAAUGGACCAGGUGGCGGUGGACCACGCAUGCAGAAUCCCAAUAUGCAAAUGGGUCAACUCAACAGUCUGCCUUAUGGAGUGGGUCAGUAUGGUGGUCCUGGCGGAGGCAACAAUCCCCAGCAGCAGCAACAGCAGCAGCAGCAACUCCUCGCCCAGCAGAUGGCCCAAAGAGGAGGCGUUGUGCCGGGCAUGCCGCAGGGCAAUCGACCCGUGGGCACCGUCGUUCCCAUGUCCACACUGGGAGGCGAUGGCUCCGUGGGAGCCGCUGGCCAGCUGGUAGGCGGCAAUCCCCAGCAGCAGCAGCAGCAGCAGAUGUUGGCGCAACAGCAGGCGGGAGCCAUGGGUCCGCGACCACCGCAACCCAAUCAGUUGCUCGGUCACCCAGGACAACAGCAGCAGCAGCCGGGAACCUCCCAGCAGCAGCAGCAGCAGGGAGUCGGACUAGCUGUGGUGGCCAAUGCAGCGGGAGCAGGUGGUGUGCCAGCGGGAGGAGCAGGCGGCGGAGGAGCUCCUGUCCAGGCCAGUGGUCCCGGUGGCGGCGGCGCCAAUCGUGAUGUUCCCGACGACCGAAAGCGGCAGAUUCAACAGCAACUGAUGCUCUUGCUGCAUGCCCACAAAUGCAAUCGACGGGAGAACCUGAAUCCCAAUCGAGAGGUCUGCAAUGUGAACUACUGCAAGGCGAUGAAGUCGGUGCUGGCCCACAUGGGCACCUGCAAGCAGAGCAAGGACUGCACCAUGCAGCACUGCGCCUCCUCGCGCCAAAUCCUGUUGCACUACAAGACCUGCACGAAUAGCGGCUGCAUUAUUUGCUAUCCCUUUCGCCAGAAUCAUUCGGUUUUUCAAAAUUCCAAUGUGCCACCAGGUGGAGGUGGAGGAGGUCCAGCGGGAAUAGCAGGAGCACCGGGAGGAGGAGGAGGAGCUCCAGCGGGAGCAGCAGCUGGAGGAGCAGGUGGCUUACAACAGCAGCAGCAACAGCAACCCAAUCUCACGGGUCUCGUGGUGGAUGGUGUGAAGCAGGGACAACAGCAACAGCAGCAGGUUGCCCCAGGCGGAGUUGGUGGCCAAAACACAGCCAUAGUUCUUCCCCAGCAGCAAGGAGCCGGCGGAGCACCAGGUGGUCCCAAAACCCCAGCCGAUAUGGUGCAACAGUUGACGCAGCAGCAGCAGCAGCAACAGCAGCAGCAGGUGCAUCAGCAGCAAGUGCAACAGCAGCAACAGCAACAGGAACUCCGUCGCUUUGAUGGCAUGGGCCAGGUGGGAUUAUCCCCCGUCCCCGCUGGUGGAAUGCAACAGCAGCAGCAGCAAGGAUUGCCGCCUGUGAUUCGCAUGCAAGGCGCUCAGCCGGCUGUCCGGGUUCUGGGACCCGGUAAUCCCGGCGGUAAUCCCACAAAUGUCCUGCCCAACGAUGUGAAUAGCCUCCACCAGCAGCAGCAACAGAUGCUCCAACAGCAGCAGCAGCAGGGGCAGAACCGACGACGCGGUGGCCUGGCCAACAUGGUGGAGCAACAGCAACAGCAACAGCAGCAGCAGCAGCCCAAUCCCGCCCAGCUGGGUGGUGGCAACAUUCCAGCACCACUUUCCGUCAAUGUCGGUGGCUUUGGCAAUGCCAAUUUCGGUGGUGCAGCCGCCGGCGGAGCGGGAGUAGCCAAUGACAACAGCAAACAGCAGCUGAAGGUGGCCCAAGUGCAUCCGCAGAGCCAUGUGGUUGGAGGAUCGGGUGCCGGAGCAGCUGGAGCGGGCGCAGGAGCAACCGGCGGAGGCGGUGGUCAAGUGGCAGCCGGUGUGUCCAGUGUCCUAAUGCCAGCCGAUACCACGGGAAGUGGUAGUGGAGGAGGUGGCGGCACCGCUGGUAAUCCCAACCAGAAUCCAGGAGGAGGAGGCGGACCAGGAGGCGCCGGUGGAAACUCCAAUGCCCCGGGAGACAACGAGAAAGACUGGCGGGAAUCGGUUACCGCCGAUCUGCGCAAUCAUCUUGUCCACAAACUCGUGCAGGCCAUCUUCCCCACCUCGGAUCCCACGACCAUGCAGGAUAAGCGUAUGCACAAUCUUGUUUCCUAUGCGGAAAAGGUCGAGAAGGAUAUGUACGAGAUGGCCAAGUCCAGGUCGGAGUACUAUCAUCUGCUGGCCGAGAAGAUCUACAAGAUACAGAAGGAGCUGGAAGAGAAGCGGCUGAAGAGGAAGGAGCAGCAUCAGCAGAUGUUGAUGCAGCAGCAGGGCGUAGCGAAUCCGGUAGCGGGAGGGGGAGGAGUAACGGGAGGAGCAGCAGCAGGAGGAGGAGCAGGAGCUGGAGGAGCAGUUAUCCCCCAGCAGCAGCAACCCCUGCAGGGCUGCAUUCAUCCGAGCAUCAGUCCCAUGGGCGGUGUAAUGCCCCCGCAACAAUUGCGUCCACAGGGUCCACCUGGCAGCAUUCUAGGAGUCGGAGGCGUUGGAGGCGUCACCAAUAAUAUGGUGGCCAUGCGCAGUCAUUCGCCUGGCGGCAAUAUGCUCGCUUUGCAGCAGCAGCAGCGCAUGCAGUUCCCCCAGCAACAGCAACAGCAGCAGCAGCAGCAACCUCCUAACUCGGGAGCUGGGAAAAUGCUGGUCGGUCCACCUGGACCAAGUCCCGGUGGCAUGGUGGUCAAUCCAGCGCUAUCACCCUACCAGACGACCAAUGUUCUGACCAGUCCAGUGCCGGGACAACAGCAACAGCAGCAGUUUAUCAAUGCCAACGGCGGCACAGGGGCAAAUCCUCAGCUCAGCGAGAUGAUGAAGCAGCGACACAUUCACCAGCAGCAGCAACAGCAACAGCAGCAGCAACAACAGCAGCAGCAGCAACAGCAGGUGCAACAACAGGGAAUGUUGCUGCCGCAAUCGCCCUUCAGCAAUGCCACACCCCUGCAACAGCAGCAACAGGCGACUAGCAACAGCUUUAGUUCGCCAAUGCAACAGCAGCAGCAACAGCAGCAGCAGCAACAGAAACCUGGCAGUGUUCUCAACAACAUGCCGCCCACGCCCACGAGUUUGGAGGCCAUGAAUGCGGGAGCGGGAGCGUCAGGAGGAGGUGCCUCCAAUGUAACCGUUUCCGCGCCCAGUCCAUCGCCUGGCUUCCUCUCCAACGGCCCCUCGAUUGGCACGCCCUCGAACAACAACAACAAUAGCAGCAGCAGUGCCAACAACAACCCGCCAUCGGUGAGCAGUUUGAUGCAACAACCGCUAAGCAAUCGUCCGGGGACGCCACCCUACAUACCCGCCUCUCCAGUGCCGGCGACCAGUGCCUCCGUCGGUCUGGCGGCCAGCAGUACGCCCGCCUCGGCAGCAGCAACGUGUGCGAGUAGUGGAAGCGGUAGUGGGAGCAACAAUAGCAACAGUGGAGGAGCCACUGCAGCGGGUGCAAGUUCCACUUCAUCCUCUGCUUCCUCGGCGGGCUCUGGAACGCCACUUAGCUCGGUUUCCACGCCAACCACAAGCUCUACAACGACGCCUGCUAGCAAUCCAAUGCUCCUCUUGUCGGGAGGAGCGGCAACGGGAUCCGGAGGAGCCACAACUACAACGACAACAUCCUCCAGUAGUCGCAUGAUGAGCAGCAGCAGCAGUCUCUCCUCACAGAUGGCCGCUCUGGAGGCGGCGGCGCGGGACAAUGACGAUGAGACGCCCUCGCCGUCUGGGGAGAACACCAAUGGCAGUGGUGGAAGUGGUAAUACAGGCGGUGGCAUGGCCUCCAAGGGCAAGCUGGACUCGAUUAAGCAAGACGAUGAUAUCAAGAAGGAGUUCAUGGACGACAGUUGCGGCGGGAAUAACGAUAGCUCGCAAAUGGAUUGCUCGACGGGCGGUGGAAAGGGAAAGAAUGUGAAUAACGAUGGGACGAGCAUGAUCAAAAUGGAGAUCAAGACGGAGGAGGGUCUGGAUGGCGAGGUGAAGAUCAAAACGGAGGCCAUGGAUGUCGACGAGGCCGGAGGAUCGCAGGCGGGCGAGCAUCAUGGUGAAGGCGGUGGCGGUGGUGGCGCCGGCGGCGGCAAGGAUAACAUCAACGGGGCCCACGAUGGUGGAGCUUCGGGCGGUGUCGGUGGUGGUGUGGAUAUUAAACCGAAGACGGAUACGAAACCACUGGUGCCGGAACCACUGGCUCCGAAUGCGGGUGACAAGAAGAAGAAAUGCCAAUUCAAUCCCGAAGAGCUGCGCACCGCUUUGCUGCCAACGCUGGAGAAGCUCUAUCGUCAGGAGCCCGAAUCGGUGCCCUUUCGCUAUCCCGUCGAUCCCCAGGCUCUGGGCAUUCCCGAUUACUUUGAGAUCGUCAAGAAGCCCAUGGACCUGGGCACCAUACGCACCAAUAUCCAGAAUGGCAAGUACAGUGAUCCCUGGGAGUAUGUGGACGAUGUUUGGCUGAUGUUCGACAAUGCCUGGCUGUAUAAUCGCAAGACAUCGCGGGUCUAUCGCUAUUGCACAAAGCUCUCUGAGGUCUUUGAGGCGGAGAUUGAUCCUGUGAUGCAGGCACUCGGCUAUUGCUGCGGCCGGAAGUACACGUUCAAUCCACAGGUGCUCUGCUGUUACGGCAAGCAGCUCUGUACGAUUCCAAGGGACGCCAAGUACUACAGCUACCAGAACAGUCUAAAGGAAUACGGUGUCGCCUCAAAUAGAUACACCUACUGCCAAAAGUGCUUUAACGACAUCCAGGGCGAUACGGUCACACUGGGCGACGAUCCACUGCAAUCGCAAACCCAAAUCAAGAAGGACCAGUUCAAGGAGAUGAAGAACGAUCACCUGGAGCUGGAGCCGUUUGUCGAUUGCCAGGAGUGCGGACGCAAGCAGCACCAGAUCUGUGUCCUCUGGCUGGAUUCGAUUUGGCCCGGCGGCUUUGUGUGCGACAACUGCCUGAAGAAGAAGAACUCGAAGCGGAAGGAGAACAAGUUCAAUGCGAAGCGCCUGCCGACCACCAAGCUGGGCGUCUACAUCGAGACGCGGGUGAAUAACUUCCUCAAGAAGAAGGAGGCGGGCGCCGGCGAGGUGCACAUCCGUGUCGUAAGCUCAUCGGACAAGUGCGUCGAGGUGAAACCUGGGAUGCGGCGGCGUUUCGUCGAGCAGGGCGAGAUGAUGAACGAGUUUCCGUAUCGGGCCAAGGCCCUGUUCGCCUUCGAGGAGGUCGACGGCAUCGAUGUCUGCUUCUUUGGCAUGCACGUCCAGGAAUACGGAUCCGAGUGCCCGGCGCCGAAUACGCGGCGUGUGUAUAUCGCCUAUCUGGACUCGGUUCAUUUCUUCCGGCCAAGACAAUACCGCACAGCGGUCUAUCACGAAAUCCUGCUCGGCUACAUGGACUAUGUGAAGCAGCUGGGCUACACGAUGGCCCACAUUUGGGCCUGUCCGCCGUCCGAGGGCGAUGACUACAUCUUCCACUGCCAUCCGACGGACCAGAAGAUCCCGAAGCCCAAGCGCCUGCAGGAGUGGUACAAGAAGAUGCUCGACAAGGGCAUGAUCGAGCGCAUCAUACAGGACUACAAGGACAUUCUCAAGCAGGCGAUGGAGGACAAGCUGGGCUCCGCAGCCGAGCUGCCCUACUUCGAGGGCGACUUUUGGCCCAAUGUGCUGGAGGAGAGCAUCAAGGAGCUGGACCAGGAGGAAGAGGAGAAACGCAAGCAGGCCGAGGCCGCCGAGGCGGCAGCUGCAGCGAAUCUUUUCUCGAUCGAGGAGAACGAGGUCAGCGGCGAUGGCAAGAAGAAGGGCCAGAAGAAGGCCAAGAAGUCAAACAAAUCUAAGGCGGCGCAGCGCAAGAACAGCAAAAAGUCCAAUGAGCACCAAUCGGGCAACGAUCUCUCGGCCAAAAUCUAUGCGACGAUGGAGAAGCACAAGGAGGUCUUCUUUGUCAUCCGUCUCCAUUCCGCCCAGUCGGCAGCGAGUUUAGCGCCCAUCCAGGAUCCCGAUCCGCUGCUCACAUGCGAUCUUAUGGACGGACGCGAUGCCUUCCUCACCCUCGCCCGCGACAAGCACUUUGAGUUCUCGUCGCUGCGGCGGGCACAGUUCUCCACGCUGUCCAUGUUGUACGAGCUGCAUAACCAGGGCCAGGAUAAGUUCGUCUACACCUGCAACAAUUGCAAGACGGCGGUGGAGACUCGCUUCCACUGCACCGUCUGUGAUGACUUUGAUCUGUGCAUCGUGUGCAAGGAGAAGGUCGGCCAUCCGCACAAGAUGGAGAAGCUCGGCUUCGACAUCGACGACGGCUCUGCGCCGGCGGAUCACAAGCAGGCGAAUCCGCAGGAGGCCCGCAAGCAGUCCAUCCAGCGUUGCAUUCAGUCUUUGGUCCACGCCUGCCAGUGUCGCGAUGCCAACUGCCGUUUGCCAUCGUGCCAGAAGAUGAAGCGCGUCGUUCAGCACACAAAGAACUGCAAACGAAAGACGAACGGCGGCUGUCCCAUUUGCAAGCAGCUCAUCGCCCUCUGUUGCUACCACGCGAAGCACUGUCAGGAGCAGAAGUGCCCCGUGCCCUUCUGUCCCAACAUCAAGCACAAGCUCAAGCAGCAGCAGCUCCAGCAGAAACUCCAACAGCAACAGUUGCUGCGUCGUCGUGUGGCUCUCAUGUCCCGGACAGCUGCCCCGGCCGCUCUGCCCGGUCCCGCUGCAGUUCCAGCCAUCGUUUCCGGUGGCGGAGGAGGCGGCGGCGGAGGCGGAGUACCCGUGGUCGGAAUGUCCGGCGUGGCGGUUAGCCAACAAGUUUUACCCGGCCAGGCGGGCAUAAUGCCGCCGGGAGCGGGCGGCAUGUCGCCUUCAACAGUCGCAGUGCCCUCGCCCGUUUCUGGAGGAGCUGGCGGAGCCGGCGGCAUGGGCGGAAUGACCUCACCGCAUCCGCAUCAACCGGGCAUUGGCAUGAAGCCCGGCGGCGGUCACUCACCGUCGCCGAAUGUCCUGCAGGUGGUGAAGCAGGUCCAGGAGGAGGCGGCCCGUCAGCAGGUCUCGCAUGGCGGCAACUUUGGCAAGGGCGUUCCAAUGGCGCCGCCCCAGAUGAAUCGCCCGAUGGGCGGCGGCGUCGGCGGCGGAGGACCCAAUCCGAAUGUGGUCAAUCAGCUGGGCGGCAUGGGUGUCGGCGUAGGAGGCGUCGUUGGAGGAGUUAACGUUGGAGUUGGAGGCGUAGUUGGCCAACUGGGCGCCGGCGGCGGUGGCAAUCCCGGCCCCGGUGGCCCAGGAGUUCCCGGCUCCGGCAACUGCGGCAUGAAUGUCAAUCACCUGCUCUCCAUGGAUCAGUGGGGCGGCGGUGGCGGUGGAGGAGGAGGAGUAGCCGGCGGAGCAGGCAAUCCUGGCGGUGGUAAUCCCCAGGCACGCUAUGCCAACAAUGCCAGCGGCAUGCGACAGCCGACGCAGCUGAUGCAGACGAAUCUGAUACCGCAGCAGCAGCAGCAGCAGCAGAUGAUGGGCGGCCUGCCCAAUCAGCUGGGCGGUGGCCAAAUGCCCGUCGGCGGCGGAGGACAGCAUGGCGGAAUGGGCGGCAUGGGAGGAAUGGGAGCACCGCCAAUGGCCGGAACUGUUGGCGGCGUACGUCCGCCGCCGGGAGCAGGAGGAGGAGGCGGCGGCGGCGGCGGCGGAGGAGGAAGCGGCACUGGUGGUGGCCUGAAUACCCAGCAACUCGCACAGAUUAUGCAGAAGAUCAAGAACAAUCCCACCAACGAGAGCAACCAGCACAUACUCACCAUCCUCAAGCAGAAUCCACAGAUCAUGGCGGCGAUCAUCAAGCAGCGCCAGCAGAGCCACCAGUCGCAGAUAAAUGCGGCGGCGGGUGGCGGAGCGCCCGGUGGUCCCGGCGGUGGAGCUUUGCAGCAGCAGCAGCAGGCGGGCAAUGGGCCGCAGAAUCCCCAGCAGCAGCAGCAGCAACAACAGCAACAGCAGCAGCAGCAACAGGUGAUGCAGCAACAGCAGAUGCAGCACAUGAUGAACCAGCAGCAGGGCGGUAAUCCGCAGCAGAUGAAUCCCAACCAGCAGCAGCAGGUUAAUCUGAUGCAGCAGCAGCAGCAGGGAGGACCCGGAGGACCGGGUGCUGGGCAACAGCAUCGCAUGCCCAACAUGCAGAACGCGAUGAUGCUGCAGAGCCUUCCGCCCAACAUGUCGCCCGGUGUCUCCGCUCAGGGAGGAAUGGUGCCCAACCAGAACUGGAACAAGAUGCGCUACAUGCAGAUGAACCAGUACCCGCCACCGUAUCCGCAGCGCCAGCGUGGUCCGCACAUGGGCGGAGCGGGACCCGGUCCCGGCCAGCAGCAGUUCCCCGGCGGCGGUGGCGGCGGCGGCGGAGCGGGCAACUUUAAUGCGGUGGGCGGUGCUGGAGGCGCCGGCGUCGUUGGAGUUCCCGGCGGAGCGAAUGCCGUGCCCGGUGGCGAUCAGUACUCGAUGGCCAAUGCGGCGGCAGCCUCCAAUAUGCUGCAACAGCAGCAGGGCGUUGGAGUGGGAGUCGGCGUGGGAGUUGGAGUCGGAGUAAAGCCCGGUCCCGGCCAGCAGCAACAGCAGAUGGGCGUGGGCAUGCCGCCGGGCAUGCAGCAGCAGCAACAGCAGCAGCAACAGCAACCGCUGCAGCAGCAACAGAUGAUGCAGGUGGCCAUGCCGAAUGCCCAGAAUGCCCAGAAUCCGUCGUCGGUGGUCGGCGGCGGUGGUGGACCCAAUGCCCAGGUGAUGGGUCCCCCGACGCCGCAUUCGCUGCAGCAGCAGCUGAUGCAAUCGGCCCGCUCCUCGCCGCCCAUUCGCUCGCCGCAGCCGACGCCAUCGCCGCGUUCGGCGCCCUCGCCUCGAGCCGCUCCCUCCGCCUCGCCCAGGGCCCAGCCCUCGCCGCAUCAUGUGAUGAGCCAUUCGCCGGCGCCGCAGGGGCCGCCGCACGAUGGAAUGCACAAUCAUGGGAUGCAUCAUCAGUCGCCGCUGCCCGGAGUUCCACAGGAUGUGGGCGUAGGCGUCGGCGUGGGCGUCGGAGUCGGAGUGGGCGUGAAUGUGGGCAACGUAGGCGGUGUGGGCAAUGCCGGAGGAGCCCUGCCCGAUGCCUCCGAUCAGCUGACCAAGUUUGUGGAGCGGCUCUAGUGCAGCAACAGCAGCUGGUAGCAGCCGUAGACUGAAGAAUGGUAAACCAGAGAAACCAGACGACCAACAACAGCAACAUCAUCAUCAGCCAGCAGGGAUCACCAGUGUGUGUUAAACUUUAACGACUAUUACGCAACUAUAUUCUAUAUAUUAUAUAUAAUUAUCUAUUUUUUUUUUAUCAAAAACCGCACCCCUAAUUGUAUAGCGUUAUUCAUAUAAUUAAAUCAACAACUAUCACACCUAAUUUGUACUAUAGACUAAGAUAUUUCGCCCAGCCCUUUAUUUUUAAGUCUAGGACAAAAUUUGAACAAAGCAUUAUGAUUCGAUUUCCAUGUUAAGGCCCGCGUUUAAGCAAAUAUAUAUAUCAUAUAUUUCAUAUGCCCUAUUAACACACA